AUGAAUGAAAUCAUUCGCCUCUUUCUUGAUGCUGGUGCCGGUGGACAGUUUUUAAACAAACGUGAUUGUUUCGGCUCUACUUCGUUGCAUAGCGCUGCACGCAAUUUAUUCAUCCUUUAUGACGGUGAUGAAAAUAAUCGUUCGUCUUACGAACAGUUUUUUGUUCAGCUUUUGUCAAAUGGGGCGGAUCCAAAUGCGUCCGAUCAUGUCGGACGGACACCAUUGCAUUUUGUGGUAAUGAACUCAAAAAAUGCUUGCUUACUUAAACUAUUUCAAAGAUUUGGUGCUGAUAUGAAUGCUAAAAAUAACAUGUUACAGACACCUCUGUAUGAAUAUUGUGUUCGAUUGUCAAAUACACAGGAGGAACUCGAUUCUGGUGAAACAUUGUCAUUUAUACAGAACUUGGUAGAAUUCGGUUGCGAUAUUAAUUCUCAAGCAAUUGACCAAACAACAGUCCUCAUGUUCGCCUCUGCCAAAUUAAGUUCUUCUAUUUGUGAACUCUUGAUUCAACUCUGCGCUGAUGUACACGCUACAGAUUAUCUAAAGAGAACAGCACUUCACUUAGCCGCUAGAAAUAUGGCAAAUGGCCGGUCGAUCGCACAAGUAUUGAUUAAGAAUGGGACAAAUGUGGAAAGUCAGGAUAACUAUGGAUAUACGGCAGCUCACUAUGCCUGCAUGUUUAACAACCAAGAUGUCUUAGAAGUGCUUCUUGAACAUGCAACUAAUCUUGAAGCAAAAGGAAAUUCCUUGAUCACACCAAUACAUUUCGCCGCUGAGUGCGGAGAUAAACGAAUGAUUGAAUUUCUUGUUUCGCUACCGACCGAAAGAGCAAACUUCAACGUCAGGGACGAAUGGCAAGCGACGCCACUUCAUUUUGCAGCUUGCGAUGGGAUGAUUGAGACUAUAGAAGUGCUGGUGAAGGCUGAUAUUUGCGACAAGUCUUUAUAUGAUCACAAAGGACGGUUACCUGCUUGGCAUGCUGAACUCAUGGAUAGAAUGCAAGCACUGCAAUUGUUAAAAGUGAACGGCGGUGAAAUCGAGUUUUCUUGGCGUGAUCAACUGCCACAUUCGGUUAUCGACAAUAAUUUUGUGGAUGAAAUGGAAAAACACUAUUCAAGCGUCUUCAAAACAUUAGCUGUUCUUGGAGAUGCCGACCAAAUCAGUACAAUCAUUCGUCAUACACCAGGUUUAGGGCAUGUUGCAUCAGAUGGAUCAGAAGAUGAAAGUCAAGAAAUUCUAUUGGCUAUUGAAAACUAUGUCUCCAUAAUGCUUCAACGAAUUAGUCAAUUGGAUCAUCGAUUUCAGUCAAAGAUUAUUCUUACCGGCAGUUCAUAUGAAAGCGUUAAAGUCGGCUAUCCCAAUGAAUUUGAUCUUAUGUGUUCGCUAAGUAACUUCAGUCCAUUGGUCGACGAGUUAGAACAAUGUAACGAGCAAGGGUUUGUUCGCAUAAAAACGAAAUCAGACGAGGGCAUUUUCAAUGAAUUCAUCGAUCAGGAAUCGAGAUGUUUGUUGUCGUCUCGCAUUUUACGCUUGUUUCAUCAGCUGAUCAUUCGUGCUACAUUCGAUAUUGCCAAACUAAUUGAUCCGAGGCUAACAAUGGGCUUAACUCUCUCGGAUGAACUUGAAAGUUCAUUUGACUCAACCUUUUUCAUGUCGCAUUUGCCUACUAACCAUCUGACUUGGCGAAGUUCUGACUAUAAAUUUCUAACUAUCUCAGUCGAUAUUACGCCUACAAUUUACGUUACGCAAGCUUAUCCUGCUAAUGCUCGAAGUAAUUGUUUUAUACUUGGGCAAGAUCUAGACUUGAAGAGCCGUGGCGUUUAUUUGAUACCAAAACAGAGUAAACAGGUGCCGAGGUCAACGAUUCCAUUUGACUUGACACAUGGGCACAAAAACGACACAGUUUGGCGUCUGUCGUUCUCGCACAUUGAGCGUGAAAUCAUGUCACACAUACCUGAUCAGUUGAAACAUGGCUAUUGUCUUGCCAAAUCAUUUCGUUUAGCGCAUCUUUCUUGUCAACUGUCGCUUCGAAACAAGAUUACUGUUCUCGAUCCAGCAGAUCGUCAAAGACAUUUGGCAAAGCAGGAAGAAGCUGGCUCUUGGCAUGCGAGUAGUCGUCGAACUCGACGGGUAGGAUGUUGUUCUAUUCGAACAACAUCCACAACAGCAGAUUUUUCUGUGUUUUCCUCAGUAGAUGUUUCAGACGAUGCAUUCAUGGAUGGAUUUGAAUCUCUGAUUUAUGAUGGAACAAACGCCAUCCACAGUUACCAUUUGAAGAAUAUAUUUUUAAAACUUAUGUCAUCUCAUUGCCGUAGUCCUGAUGAUUUGUUAUCUCCUCCUAAGAUGGCUUUGUUACUCUACAAGCAACUUUUAGAAUGUGAUAAACAAGGCCAGAUUAAUUCUUAUUUUCUCCCGGAACAAAAUCUUUAUUAUUAUUCAUUUUAUUCAGACGACUCUGUCAAAUAUAUGAAUAUGACUAAAACCUAUUGCGAACGCAUCCUUGAUACAAUGAAAAAACUUGGUUUUUAA
Didymodactylos carnosus is the source of this 2529-nucleotide messenger RNA. NCBI's taxonomy places the organism in Eukaryota, Metazoa, Rotifera, Eurotatoria, Philodinida, Philodinidae. The record is from the annotation of a GenBank genome assembly.